AUGCGACGAUCCCUGCCUUUUCUUAAAAUAGUGUCUUCAGAGAAUGAUACCUCGGGCAACGACCUCUGGCCCCUUGCCGCGAACAGCGGAACACCGGAGCCCACCGAACCAGACCAACUUCAUACUCUCGAUCACACCCUUAACCGAGUGCACUCAAGAGGCGAAACUGAAGGAAGAGUUCUCCUCCAAGUGCAAGCGACGACAGGUCGUGAAGACGAGGAACCACCCAAGGGGAUCCUUAAGUCACCGCCGGUUCCCGCGCCGAGUCCUGAUGCCGUUUCGGGAGCGGCGAGCGGUGCCGUCGAGUCUGCCAAUCCCGAAGCUGGCGGCUCCAAGCAAAAGUCGAAACUGAAGCAAGUGAGGUUCUCGGUUCCGUCUGAAAGUGAGGGCGAUAACGCGAAUGUGGCGGGCGAGAGAUCUGAUGCUGGUGAAGGCUCCAGUGGUGGUGGCGCUUCGGGAGCGCCGGGAAGUAACGUGGAGACUAAACUAGAAGUUCAGAGGCGAAGGAAGCGCUCAAGGCGACGUUCGACGUUGUCCACGAUUGAAGAGGAGGGUGGCGCAUCAGACGCCGAUGAUGAGAAUUCUGAUUCUGAUGCAGGCUUUAGUGGUAGUAGCGCUUCGGGCCAAGCGAGCGGUGCCGCAGAGGCUACGCCAAGCCGAGCGCAGCCAAAGAGGCGCUUGAGCAAGUCAAGGGCGAUGAUUAAGCGAGAGCUUGCGGCCCAAUCUUCUGGUGCAGGUGGCGAGGGUGGUGAUGGUGCUGCCGCUUCCAAACGUCCAAGGCGCCGCCGAAAGCGACAGAUGGUCAUGGCGCCACUGCAGUGGUUAAGCUCGCGAAAGAAGAGAAGCUCAGACGAGACUAGUGAUGACGCUGAGGUCGGCACAGGAUCCAGUGAUACAGGUGGUCCAACAAAACCCAUUAUGGAAGGGCUGGUGGAGGAGGUUGUGUCCCCCUAUGUUGCUUAUCCUCCUGGGGGUCGUGUUGCUGGGCAAGGCGGCCAGCCCGAAUCCGUCCUUAUCUGCCAGGCUUCCCUUCCUGAAGAGGCUGCAAUGGCAGGCAAUUUCGUCCCCGGCCUCAUCCCGCCGAUAUCGAGUCCUGCUCUGACGUAUCUCGGCAGCAACGGUGCGUUUAUGCACAUGCCGUUUGAUGCGCCCGUGGGAUCAUUCAGUCUCGAUCCGAGAUUGUCGCCUCAGGGAGGUCACGGUUGGCAGAAAGAACUCAUGAAGACCUUGGCUACGUCGCUUCAGCUGAUGGAUAUCAUGGCAGGGAUCGGUGACCGCAUUGGCAACCACAAGCACCGGAAUCCCGCGGCGGUUUUUCCACGACCAUGGGUCGUCGACACGGUCAUUGCACCCUCCUAUACUGAGUUCCUCGCGGACGUUGUUGUUCUGUUGCUGGAAGGUCAUAUAGUUCCCGUCCACACCAGCGACUAUGAAAUUAGUCCCCUUGCUGCUCCAGUCCUGCAGAGGUACCACGUGAAGGUUGGAGAUAGAGUGACGGGCAGUGGUUCCCGGCAAAAACGUAUUCCAAACUGGGUUUUUGGUGGACCAUAUUCUUCAUUCAACACCGUGCCAGCCGGGACUCUUCCACCUGUCAACGCCGAUAGAUGCUACCGUUCCUCCACUUACCAAGCGACCGUCACCUCUCCCUUAGCAACAAUUCUGCUUCGGGAUCCAAUGCAACGAGCGCCCAAAAUUGACGUUCCGUCCACUGUCGUUGAUAGCCUGAUUUUGGUGCGGGGUCCUAAAUAUUCAAAGGAAUGGACCGCAUUGUUCAUGGGUCGCCCGAGGAUCGAUGCCUUCCUUGCACAGCCUGGCGAAGGAUUCGUCCAUGAGGGAAUAAGCGCUUUGUUCCAUAAUACGAUGCGUGGACCUGUCACGGACUUUAUCGAGAAGCUGAAAACAAGCAUUUUGCCUGGACACAGGACCCUUAUGCCCUUCACUAUCCUGAUCGUUGGCCAUUCAACAGGUGCAGCUCUGGGUUUGUUUCUCGCUUGGUUUUUGUCGAAAAAUCUGAAGGAAGAAGUUCGACGCCGAAAAGUGAAGAUCCGAUGUGCUGGAUUCGGGUCACCGGCAAUGGCAGAUGAAAAGGCAUUCAGGCGAAUGAAGAUAGAUGGAGCAGGCUGCUGGUCAUUCCAAUCAGUUUUAGACACCAUGUUGGAGCAGAUUGAUGCAGGUGGUGGCGGACGUCUCAUUCCGGGGCCGAUUAUCAGCUUACCGGUCGGGCAGCUUUUCCGAGCAGAAGUGCCUUCCCCUUCGGGCCCUCCCAGGUUUUUAGGUCUAUCUUGGGCAUUCCGUACAAGCGGUGAAGUUGCCGAGCAAGGCGUCAGUAUCUCAGACGUAUCGUGGCAGAAUGCGAUAAGCACAAGUGCUCUCGUCUCUCACGUUGCCGUGUACUACUGCAUGACAACGCUGCUAGCUGGCCUGUACCGCGAGUUCGAGUGGGGUUCGCGUUGUGCCGCCCCGUUUCUUGAAGGAAUUUUCCCCCAUACUUCAAUAUCAGAACUAUACGCGGCUUUGGAAGCGGCUCACACUCGCGUUCUGCCACAGAUUACGACUAGAAUAGACUCGCUAAGGCUGUACCAGUUGGCUGCUGUCGAGGAAAAGAUUAAAUCGUUGGAGACUGCAGCAUCAGAACAAGGAGCUGGGGCCCCCGUGUAG
Molecule: messenger RNA, 2658 nt
Organism: Neospora caninum
Lineage: Eukaryota; Apicomplexa; Conoidasida; Eucoccidiorida; Sarcocystidae
Product: putative lipase domain-containing protein
Exons: 8
Coding region: 1-2658 (885 amino acids)
Biological process (GO): lipid metabolic process
Source: RefSeq, a predicted model, not a curated record